This is a messenger RNA of Loxodonta africana (African savanna elephant), 5673 nucleotides long. It is a transcript of the gene EEIG2, whose product is annotated as EEIG family member 2. The record is from RefSeq and is a predicted model, not a curated record. Bases 56 to 1141 code for a protein of 361 amino acids. NCBI's taxonomy places the organism in Eukaryota, Metazoa, Chordata, Mammalia, Proboscidea, Elephantidae. The transcript is spliced from 11 exons.
GCCCACCCGCCCCCCGGGGCCGCCCCCGCACCCCGCUCGUCGGCGCCUGGCUCUCAUGAUGAUGAAGAAAAAGAAGUUUAAGUUUAGGGUAGACUUUGAGCUGGAGGAGCUCUCCUCGGUGCCCUUCGUCAAUGGGGUCCUCUUCUGCAAGAUGCGGCUGCUGGACGGCGGCAGCUUCAGCGCCGAGUCCUCCAGGGAGGUGGUGCAAGCAAAUUGUGUUCGCUGGAGAAAGAAGUUCUCAUUUAUGUGCAAAAUGAGUGCAAGCGCUGCCACAGGCAUCCUAGAUCCCUGUAUCUACAGAGUGUCUGUGAGGAAGGAACUAAAAGGUGGAAAAGCGUAUGCAAAGCUGGGCUUUGCAGAUCUAAACCUGGCAGAGUUUGCUGGAUCAGGAAAUACCACUCGUCGCUGUUUACUGGAAGGCUAUGAUACCAAAAAUACGAGACAGGAUAAUUCCAUUCUUAAAGUUUUGAUCAGUAUGCAGCUGAUGUCUGGUGACCCAUGUUUUAAAACGCCUCCUUCUACAUCAAUGUCUAUACCAAUUGCUGGUGAAUCUGAAUCUCUAGAAGAAGAUAGAAAAGGUGGAGAAACCCUGAAAAUCCAUCUUGGAAUAGCAGAUCUUUCAGCAAAAAGUGCCUCUGUUCCAGAUGAACUUGGUGCCUGUGGACAUUCCAGAACAUCGAGCUAUGCCAGCCAGCAGUCCAAAGUAUCAGGCUAUAGCUCGUGUCACUCUCGGUCAUCCAGCUUCUCUGAGCUCAGCCACAGGAGAAAUACCUCAGUGGGAAGUACAUCAACAGGAAUUGAAAGCAUUCUAGAGCCAUGUGAUGAAAUUGAGAAAAAUACAGCUGACCCAAAUCUUGAUGCAACCGAUAAAGAAGAUACAGCACCCGAAAAACUUAACAGACACCCAGUGAAACAAGAUUCUAUGGAAUCUCAGCUGAAGCGAGUUGAUGCCACCAGAGUGGACGCAGAUGAUAUUGUAGAAAAGAUACUACAGAGUCAAGACUUCAGCCUGGACUCCAGCACAGAAGAAGAAGGACUGAGGUUAUUUGUGGGUCCUGGGGGAAGGACGACCUUUGGCAGUCAUCAUCUUCCAAAUAGGGUGGGGUCUGGAGCAUAUGAACAAGUUGUGAUCAAACGCUAAAAGUCAAGCUGGUGAAAGGAAGCUUCCCUGUGACUGACGAUGUGGGCCUUUGAGCUCUCAAGGCACUUUAUUGAAGCACUUAGGAGAAAGUCAGCCUUUUAAGAAAUGAAGUGUGUUCAUCUAUCAAAGGAAAGCCAAUGCUGAUUUCUUCUCUGAAAGUGCCCACCACCAAAUCUUUGCCACCCACCCAAAGGGAACACCCGAAGUAUAGAAUCAAGGCAGUGUGUGCAGUGUGUGCCUUAAAUGUACUGGCUCCUGGGGGCACGACACAUGUUUAUGAAGAUACUGCUUUUUCUUGCAAAACAUCCCAGUGGGGAAAAGAGCACUUUACAUCUGAGUAUAGUUUUAGCAUUGAAGCAUACAGUCUGUCACGGAGGUGCUCGACAGGUUUGGGCUCUGGUUACAGGUUUGUUUUUGUUUUUAAUAUUUUAUGAUGGAAAGUAAGGGUAUAAAAUUUAAACCCUAAAAUUGUAUCAAAUUGUUAGAAUUACUGUUAAGGAAAUCUUCCUAUACUCCCUACAGUAUCCUACUAAAUUUAUUAACUUUUUUUGGUGCAGUAAUUGAUAUGAAUUGAUACGUAGGUGUUUAUGCUUUGGGGAAAUGUUAUACUAAAAAUUAAACAUGUAAAAUGCUUAGUAACAAGUAUCAGUCAAAGUGUAUUUAAGUCUAAGGUACGGGAAUGGAUGUCACGCCAUUAUUAUGUGAUAUGUAUUGUUACUUAUAGUUAAUAUUAGAUGAGCUGCAGAACUCCCACUAGUACCAUGGGAGAGAUUCAAAAUAAGUUUAAUAUUUAAUAUGUCAGGCAGCCAUAGGCACCCUAACGUAAGAGUUGAACAACUCACUGAAUAGUAAGGCCUGCCUAUUUCAGGAAUCAAGGUGUAGAACGCAGGAAGACAACUGUCAUCACAGCAGCCUUUCCUGUGUAAAUUCAGAGUACCUGAAACUGAAAAUCACCCUGCGGGGCCAGUGGAUAGAAGGGGGGACAGCUGCUUGACAUUACCGACAGCGGCCUGUGGUUUUCCGUUCUAGCCCCUGUGAUCAGAUGUUAUGUUUUCUUCUUUACUCUAUCAGAAGUUAGUUGUGUUGAGGCAAGAAUAGAAUAUAACGUACAACGAAUAAAGUUUUUUAAAUAACUGAUCUAGAUCCAGUUUACAGUUCAGCAGACAAACCUUAGAGUUUUUCUGUUCUUAUGUGGUGGUUUCCAUGUGAAAGAUCUCAAGUUUCUUGGACUCGCUGAGUCACUGAAUCAAAACCUAGAUUCUGUAUAACCAGUAAUAGCCAGUCCUUACUCUUAAAACCCUGUCCAAGAAACAUCAUAGGUAAAAUUAGCAUUACUUUGGUCUACAUAUUUUCAUGUUGGCAAGAUAAGGGAGAAAUUGUCAUUUUUAAGAAAAUAUUGUUUUAAUAUCCAAACUUGGAGGUUUGAAAAACUUGAGGAGUUCGUGUUAGGGUUUUUUAUUUGUUUUAUGUUUCAAGGAUUGGGUAUUCCACAUUAAUCCAAUACCAUUUUUACAAACAGAUUGUAAAAUUUUUAAAAAAGGUGACACCCUGUUUUAAAGUAUUUUGAGUGGUGGAAGGGUUUUCUCAGUCAUUAUAGCUUUCUCUUUAAAGAUUUGUUUUGAAUCGGGGGGGAACCACUGAGCUGAAUAUUUUAGUUUAACCAAGAGAAAUGUUAAAUGGUCAAGACUUGCUGUUUGUAGAGAAAGCAGUGGACUCAUCCAUUCAUUAUAUAUUAUGGACAAAUUAAGAUAAAGCUUAUAAUAGAGAUACGAAAAUAUUGCUGAGAUUUAUUGUGACUUUUUAAAAACAUUUUUCUAUUUUCCAAAUAUUAUUUCUAAAGUGUAUUUUUAUUGGCACUUCUGCAAAUGAUUUUGCAGUUUGAAAAUAAUCGAAACCAGAUUAUAAGCAAGAUUCAGUGAGGCUGUUCAUCAAACACAUAAAAUGCACUGUAAUCAGAGCAGGGCCCCAAUCUUACUCAUUCUUGGCUACUCUUAGCCCAACACCUUCAUACAAGACUGGCUGUCAGUACUUAGAAUGAUACAGAAUUAUUUUUUUAAAACAAAAUGUGGAGAGAUUUUGAAAGGCUUUAAAAAUUACUCCUUUAAAAAUCAUUUUGGCAGCCACCAGACACAUCUUGAUUCAGUAGUAGUAAGAUAAGUGUUGCUAAUAUUUUAAUAAAUAGGAACUUUGAUUAGAAAGAAAAAAGAACUAAUGGCUAUGUCCUCCAUAGUCAGUGGAAGUCUGUGGAAUCACUUAUUCUAUUUUGUAUUCCAUCAGCAUACUUUGCAGUCAGAUUUCAUUAUGGAAAUAUUUGUGAUAAAGGUUGCCUAAUCUGCCUUACUAAAUUUUGAGUUUAGAAAAUUGGAUUUGAAAAAUUCAAAUUCUAAAUAUUAAAAUUUCAAACCACCUGGACUUGGAGAAUUUCCAGAUGUAUAAUACUUUUUCUAAUUCUAUCACAGAGAAAGGCUAAUGGUAUUUCAAAAGCUAUGUGUUUGUGAGUCUUAAAUACCAGGUUUGGGGAAAUGCAAAGGCCCGUUAGGAGAGUCACUUCCUGUGGGUUGAGCUGGUGACUGAGACCAGAGAGGACGUGAGGGAACAGCAAAGGCAGAGAAAGCGCUGGGCCAUCAGUUUGUGCUAUGACAGUGACUGCCCUUUGUGUUUCUGAAGGCCUCUGUAUGCAGACAACUAAUGUAGGUCAUUCUUUAUGAUCUGAAAAUCUCUUAAUGAAGAAUCAAAGUCAGCCAUCCCAUUUGACCAAAAUACUAUCAGAAAUCUUACCCAAACUAGGCUCUGCUGUUAUUAUUUUUGCACAAAAACUGAUCCAUAGAGGCCCUUCAUUUAGCGCAUUUGUUGCUAGAAGGAAAAAAAAAAAUAGUCUCCAACUAGCCUUCAGUCAAAGCCUAUUCAACUUCAGGUGGCAAUGAGUCUUUAUUAAAAUAUCCAGAAGUAAUUUUAGACCUUCAGAUUCCCAUGCCUACUGGACCACUUUGCAAGGUCACACUGACAGUAUCAUUAAAUACUUCACUGAAGUACUAAGUAUUAGGCAUCCAGUGUGUAUUCUUAGUCAUCUAGUGCUGCUAAAACAGAAAUACCACCAGUGGAUGGCUUUAACAAAGAGAAAUUUUCUCACAGUCCAGUAGGUUACAAGUCCAAAUUCACAGUGUCAGCUCCAGGGGAAGGCUUUCUCUGUCAGCCCUGGAAGAAGGUCCUUAUUCUCAAUCUUCUGCUGGUCAAGGAGCUUCUUAGGCACAGGGACCCCGUGUCCAAAGGACUGGUGUUGUUUUCUUGGUGGUAUGAGGUCCCCAACUCUCUGCUUACUUCCCUUUCAUCUCUUAAGAGAUAAAAGGUGGUGCAGGCCACACCCCAGGGAAACUCCCUUUAUACUGGAUCAGGGAGGUGACCUGAGUAAGGGUGGUGUUACAAUCCUGCCCUAAUUCUCUUUAACAUAAAAUUAUAAUCACAAAAUGGAGGAAAACCACAUGAUGCUGGGAAUCAUGGCCUAACCAAGUUAACACAUUUUUGGGGGGAUACAAUUCAAUCCAUGACAGAAUAUAUGCAGUGCUCUGAGAGACAGCCUGGGCUCUUAUGACGGGGACUCCUUUUCUUUACUUAACUUGGGGAAUUCGGAAAUUGUUUGGUCAUAGACCAAAGUCUUAGAGGUACGUCAUGUGAAUAUAAUCAAGUACUGUAUCUGAAAUUGUGUUUUGCCACUGCUCAUAUGUUGGCUUAGGUACUAUGCAUAACUUUAAUAACUGAGACAUUAUAGAAUAUGAAGUGUAAAAUAUGAAUAAAGAAUGAAAUAUGCCUAUAUAAAGCUUUUUUUAAAGACUGCUCUGGAAGUAAAGGCCUUAUAUCCUUAUAUAUGUGACUUUUGAUCAUAAUAUAUACACAGUAUAUUUUAAAGGGCCGUGUGGGUGGUCUCUGUAGCUACUUCCCAUGUAUUCUGCAUUUACAAAUGUUUGUUUAUUGUAUGAUAUAACAGAAAAUUAUCUGGCUGAUACUUACCGACCAAAUCCCACCCAGGGAAAGACAUUUACAGUAUAUUCAGUGUGAUGGUUUUUUGGAAAUACAUCUUAUUUGGGGGAUCGUCUUCCUUUUCUGCAUUUAUUUGACCCUCUGGAAUUUGACACAGUGUGGGUGAAUCAUGCAAAUGUUUAUGAAAAAUUGUUAUUGAAGUGAUUCCAUUAGUAUUUUGUUCUAAUAGUUGGAGAAUGACCUUCAUAUUUAUAUAUUUCUUUGUUUCAACUGUAAAGUGACAAAUCCAGGAAUUUUUUUUUUUUUUUACAAAAACUAAUUUUUUAAUGUAAAGUGUUUGUAAUAAUGUAAAGGUGAAAUCUUAUACAUGUUCAAUAAAAAUCAUAUCUUAAAGUUUAGAUGUUUAUAUUUAAAAAUAUUGGUUAAGAUUCUCUGUCAGAAGAUUAUGCCAAGGUGAGAAAACAGAAGUGAAAGGAUCAGGAUAAUCCUUUUCCCUGAGUUUUGUUUUAUUUACUAAAAAAAAAAAAAAAAAAAAAAUUUUUUUUUUUUUUAUGUAU